Messenger RNA from Lolium perenne, 651 nucleotides. The record is from RefSeq and is a predicted model, not a curated record. Lineage: Eukaryota; Viridiplantae; Streptophyta; Magnoliopsida; Poales; Poaceae.
AUGGGGAUCAGGAAGCACCUCAUUAUGAGAAAAUUCAUUGCAGGCUCCGGUUCAUUUGCUGGUGUUGGAUUCACAAGAAAGGAUUUGUACAACAUGUGCUCUAGGGAGAGGAGGAGGCUGCUUUUCGACGGUGACGCUACCACAGCCAUCCGCAUUAUGUCAAAGAGGAAAAAGAGGGACCCUGAAUUUUUCUUUGAAUAUGACGUUGAUGAAAAAGGCCGUCUGAAGCACAUGUUCUGGUGUGAUUCCCAGUCACGUAGGGAUUACCAGGACUACGGAGAUGUGCUGGUGUUUGAUAGCACAUACAAGAUGAAUAAAUAUAAGAUGCCAUUUGUUCCUUUUGUGGGCUUGAACAACCAUCGUAGGACAACAGUUUUUGGGUCUGCCAUCCUUUCAAGUGAGAAUGAACAAACAUAUGUUUGGCUUCUAAAGACUUUCCUCAAAGCGAUGUGUCAACAGAAGCCAAAGGCAGUAAUCACGGAUGCAGAUGCGGCGAUGAUCGCCGCAAUCGGCGAAGUAUUUUCUAGUGUGCCGCAUCGCAUCUGCAGCUUUCACAUUGAAAAAAAUAUGGAGAUGCAUCUACCUAACAAGUCACUGAACGAGUUCAGGACUCUUUUGUAUUACACCACCUCAGAGCAAAUGGGGAAAUGA